UGACAUGAUCCUACACCUCCAGCAUGUAGCAGAUACAGAGCAGGUCCUAGUGGGGCAGUCACUGCUGUUGUGUUGUGUGUGACUCUUUGACCCCUCCCUUCUUCCUCCAUGUGACUGAUCACAUGACGGUGACAUCAUCGCAGGUCCUGUAAGUACACGGCUCCUCUACAGAUACAGGUUUCUCCAAUCCAGGAUCCUCUGCUGAUAUCUUCUAUAUAAGAGAAUUCUCCUGGAUGACCCAUCAACCAUGGAGAGAGACAGGAACAAGAUGGCCGACAGGAUCAUAAACCUCACCCUACAGAUACUCUUCCGGCUUACUGGAGAGGAUUACACAGUAGUGAAGAAGUCCUCUAGUGGGCGCUGUCGGGCCCCUGAGUGUGAAGGAUGGGGAAGAACCCUGAGCCCAAUCCCAGGGCCCCCACCUCACUCCCUGAUACAUGAGGAAAUGGACGAACAGAAGAUCCGAGAACUCAUCAACAAGAUGAUGGAGCUGCUGACUGGAGAGGUUCCUAUAAGGUGUCAGGAUGUGGCGGUCUAUUUCUCCAUGGAGGAGUGGGAGUAUGUAGAAGGACACAAGGAUCAGUACAAGGAUCAGGUGAUGAUGGAGGAUCAGCAGCCCCUCACAUCACCAGUCAGAUCCAGUAAGAGAACAGCACCAGAGAGGUGUCCCCGUCCUCUUUAUGAGCAGAAUAUGGAGGACAUUACUACAGGGAAAGAUCUGAUCUAUAUUAAUGUUACAGACAUAAAGGAAGAAGAAGAGACAGAUGUGAGCAAUGAUGAGCAGUAUAAGGAGGACAUUCCUACAUGUGAACGCCCAGAUUCUUGUAGCAGGAGAUCAGAGGAGAAUCUUAUAUCUUCAGAUUAUAAAGCAGAUGAUGAUAUCACACAAGAUACAUAUGAAGAACAUUCCAUUAUCCCAGAUACACCCUCAGCCCUUCACAGCCAAGAUCUGUCAUCUCAUCCUUAUAUACAGGUCCUGUCUUCUCAUUCAUCACAGGAUGUUAUGCAAAAUAAAAGUAAUAGUAUAAGUGUUGAGUACCAAAAAUCUCCCACAGGGGAGAAGCUAUUUCCAUGUUCAGAAUGUGGGAAAUGUUUUACUCAGGAUUCAAAUGUUUUCCAACUUCAAAAAACGUACACAGGGGAGAAGCUUUCAUCAUGCUCAGAAUGUGGACGUUGUUUUUUCAAGAAAUCGAGUCUUGUUCUGCAUCAGGGAAUUCACAUAGGUGAGAAGCUAUUUUCAUAUUCAGAAUGUGGAAAAUGUUUAAAUAGAAAAUUACUUCUUGUUCAACAGCAGAGAAUUCACGAAGGGGAGAAGCCAUUUUCAUGUUCAGAAUGUGGGCAUUGUUUUACCAAGAAGUCAAGACUUGUUGAACAUCUUAAAACUCACAUUGGACAGAAGCCGUUUUCAUGUUCAGAAUGUGGAAAAUGUUUUACUAUGAAGUCAAAUCUUGUUCAACAUUGGAAAACCCACACUGGGGAGAAGUUAUUUUCAUGUUCAGAAUGUGGAAAAUGUUUUACUCGGAAAUCGGAUGUUGUUAUUCAUCGACGAACUCACACAGGGGAGAAGCCAUUUUCUUGUUCAGAAUGUGGGAAAUGUUUUACUAUCAAGUCAAAUCUUGUUCAACAUAGGAGAACCCACACUGGGGAGAAGCGAUUUACAUGUUCAGAAUGUGGAAAAUGUCUUACUCGGAAAUCGGAUCUUGUGAAGCAUCAAAGAACUCACACAGGGGAGAAGCCCUUUUCAUGUUCAGAAUGUGGAAAAUGUUUUACUGAGAGAUCAGUUCUUCUAAAACACCAAAUAGUUCACACAGGAGAGAGGCCAUUUUCAUGUUCAGAAUGAGACAAAUGUUUCACUCAGAAAUCACAUCUUGUUCAACAUGAGAGAAGUCACAUAGGAGAGAAGCCGUUUCAUGCUUAGAAUGUGGGAAAUGUUUUACUCAAAUGUUAAGAAUUCACUCAUUAGAUAUUGAAAGGUUAAAGGACAUGUUGUCUUUUAUCUUUUUCUUAAUUGUGUUUGUGUUAACAUAAUUGGCAUGUUAAAAUAAUAGUAUGUUUGUGUGAUCUGUUCUAUUAAUUAUUAAUAAUAAAAGCAUUAGUUAGUGGGGGCACUAAGAGGACAUUGAGAUGGUGGCACAAUUUCUGUGUAAAGGAAACUAAGUCCUGAGUAUGGGCACACUAUUCCUGUUGGUGGGAAUAAAGGGGUUAUCCACUAUAUAAGUUAAUUUUAGUACUUACCUGCCAGACAGUAAUGGACAUCCUUAGGAAGGAUCUGUGCUUGUCUUAGGUCUAAAGGGCUACGUUGUAAGAUUACCAUAACGCUCUGGCUAUCUUUUUGUGAACUGGCUAUUUUCUGUUUGAGUUCAUUCUCUCAAACUACAUGUCCUAUAAUUCCUUGUUUGUAAGUGUGAGGUCACUUUUCUUCCUGCCACAAAUCAGCCACCCCACCCAUUGAAACACACCUAUGAUCCCUUCCAAUAGACCAGUGUUUUCUGACCAGGGUGUCUGGGUUUCCCUCCCACCCAGUGGUUGCUCCACCCAUUGAAGCACAGACAGGCUCCCUCUGAACACCUUACUAGUGAUGUAAUGUCUCGGGCUGCACUGCAACCUGGGAAAACCUGAGAUGACACUCAUUUUGUAUGCUAUUACAAAUGAACAUUGGGGCCAAAAUCACAGAAGAAUUACGAGACCACCAUUAAACACUGGUACUGAAACUAUAUUAUGACGUACACUAACUUAAUAGCCCCUGUAGCACAGUCAAAUAAAAAAAUCCUGGAAUACCCCUUUAAGGGGGCUCCAUCACUGUGAAGAGGCACAGAGGGCACUAGUACUGUGAAAGGAUAUAAGGAGACACAAAUUUUGUGUGGGGCAUUUGUUGUACUAUUCAGCCCUGAUGUAAUUUCAACUUUCUGGCUCAUUCCUCCACAUUAUUAUCCUAGAGCCAGAAGCCUGAUACUAACCAUAACAUCCACAGUGCACAAAUCCUGCUGGGGCUAUACAAGGAUCCUCAGGAAAGAAAUGAUAAUUCCCAGCCUGUGUGUGUAGGCUGAUCAUAGGGGGACCUUCCUAAGCUUAAUUAUGUACCACAAAGCCCAGCAUACUUUUGUCAAGGCUCAUCAAGAAAAAAAAAAACUGAGCAAAGCUGUGCUGUGGCAGACCUGUAUAAUAGCAAUAUCAAUACAUACAGAAAACCAUAAACACAGCAUAGCGCCUUUACUCACAUCUUCAGGGAUUAAGCACAAAUAAUCUACCUACAGGUUGUAACAUAGCAGUGAAAUAAAAAGCGUGUGCAAAUAAAAUGCAUUAGUAUGAUAAACACUGUACAUUUAUUUUCCUGAAUCAAUUAAACACAUGUAUCUUCCUAGUUGUU
Molecule: messenger RNA, 3367 nt
Organism: Hyla sarda
Lineage: Eukaryota; Metazoa; Chordata; Amphibia; Anura; Hylidae
Product: oocyte zinc finger protein XlCOF7.1-like
Exons: 6
Coding region: 248-1840 (530 amino acids)
Biological process (GO): regulation of DNA-templated transcription
Source: RefSeq, a predicted model, not a curated record